UCCAUGGCUUCCAUUUGCAGCAAUGCCUAAGAUUUAACUGACGUCAUUGAUUCGAUUUUGGUUGUCCUCUACCGCCCGCCGCCGCCGCCGCCGCCGGAGCUCCAUUGACCUCUGCCGCCGGAGCUCGUUACCCGCCGAUUUCCCCAAUCUGAACAGCCAUUAUGGAGCUACCGGAUAUGGACACCAUGGCGGCGUCGAUCGGCAUCUCGGUUCCGGUGCUCCGUUUCCUGCUGUGCUUCGUCGCCACUAUUCCGGUCGGCGCUUUCCACCGCCUUGUCCCCGGGGGGGCGGCGGGGCGCCACGUUUACUCCGCCGCGACCGGCGCGUUUCUUUCGUAUCUGUCGUUUGGAUUCUCCUCGAAUCUGCAUUUCGUUGUGCCGAUGCUGUUGGGAUACGCUUCGAUGGUGCUUUGUAGGAAGUACUGCGGGAUCAUUACUUACUUCCUCGCGUUCGGCUACCUCAUUGGAUGCCAUGUAUACUACAUGAGCGGUGAUGCAUGGAAGGAAGGAGGUAUAGAUGCUACAGGGGCACUUAUGGUGAUAACACUGAAAAUAAUUUCAUGUGUCAUUAAUUACAAUGAUGGAUUGCUGAAAGAGGAUGGCCUUCGUGAGGCUCAGAAGAAAAAUCGGUUGGUCAAGUUGCCAUCACUACUUGAGUACUUUGGUUACUGUCUUUGUUGUGGUAGUCACUUUGCUGGACCUGUGUAUGAGAUGAAAGAUUAUUUGGAAUGGACGGAGAGGAAAGGGAUCUGGCAACCUUCCAAGCAGGGAUCACGUCCGUCUCCUUAUCUUGCAACUCUCAGGGCACUUUUACAAGCUGGAAUCUGUAUGGGGAUAUAUCUUUACCUCACUCCACAUUUUCCACUUACCCGAUUCACAGAGCCAGUGUACCAAGACUACAGCUUCUGGAAAAAAUUGAGUUAUCAGUACAUGACUGGCUUCACUGCCCGUUGGAAAUACUAUUUCAUUUGGUCCAUCUCAGAAGCUUCUUUUAUUAUUUCUGGUCUGGGAUUUAGUGGCUGGACAGAUUCUAAUCCGCCUAAACCUCGAUGGGACCGAGCAAAAAAUGUUGACAUAUUAGGUAAUGAGUUGGCGACGAGUUCGGUGCAGUUACCAACUGUAUGGAAUAUUCAAGUCAGCACCUGGCUUAGACACUAUGUUUAUGAGAGGCUUGUCCAGCCUGGCAAAAAACCGGGAUUCUUUCAGCUACUGGCUACUCAAACCGUGAGUGCUGUAUGGCACGGAUUAUAUCCAGGGUACAUCAUAUUCUUUGUUCAAUCUGCUACAAUGAUUGCCGGUUCAAGAGUUCUUUACAGAUGGCAGCAAGCCUGCCAGAAUGCUCAGCUCAAGAAAGUGCUUGUAUUCCUAAACUUUGCUUACACUCUACUGGUCUUGAACUACUCCAGCGUCGGCUUCUUGGUACUAAGCCUGCAUGAAACAGUGGCUGCUUAUGCAAGUGUAUACUACAUAGGAACCAUUCUCCCGAUCGUCCUAAUCCUGCUCGGAAAGAUCAUAAAACCAGCUAGGCCCGUAAGGUCCAAAGUCAAGAAAGAUGAGUGAACAUCGACAAAAGUUGCAUUCCAUGAUCUUAAGUAAGAAUACACCUACCCUAUCCUCUGCAUUUUCUUUUAUUUUUCUUCUCUAUUUUAUUGCUCACUUAGACUUUUGCUGUGUUACAUGCUUGUUAUUUAGUUGCUGGAAAUACUUUGAAUUAUGGUUUUGGUCUUAAAUUAUCUGAUUAAGAUGAUUUUUUUUUUGCAUA
Molecule: messenger RNA, 1761 nt
Organism: Andrographis paniculata
Lineage: Eukaryota; Viridiplantae; Streptophyta; Magnoliopsida; Lamiales; Acanthaceae
Product: lysophospholipid acyltransferase 1
Exons: 8
Coding region: 162-1559 (465 amino acids)
Biological process (GO): lipid modification; phospholipid biosynthetic process; triglyceride biosynthetic process
Cellular component (GO): endoplasmic reticulum; membrane
Molecular function (GO): acyltransferase activity
Source: RefSeq, a predicted model, not a curated record